AUGGGGCCCCCGUUGGAGUCCUUCCGCCUGUCGCCACGCACCAUACAGAUGCUUAAGAAGAAUGACAUUACGCACACGACCGAGGUGCAGGCUGGCACAUUUGAUCUGCUUUUUGAGGGCAAGGAUAUUAUUGCAAAGUCACGCACGGGGACAGGGAAGACGCUCGCUUUUGGGCUUCCGAUCAUGGAACGCCUGGCGAUCAUUCGGAAGGAGCGUGGCGGACCCAAGCCGAGAGGUGAAGGCCCGGGAUGCAUUGUACUCGCGCCGACGCGCGAGCUUGCGAAGCAAGUGUCCAGGGAGAUGUCUCACUUGGGGCAAGGGCUUGGCUUGUCUGUCGAGUGCUUCUAUGGCGGUGUUGGUUACGGGCCGCAGGAGAACGCAUUAAGGAGGGGUGUGGAUGUCGUCGUAGGAACACCGGGAAGGAUCAUGGACCACUUGAACAAGGGCAAUUUAAGGCUCGAUAAUAUCUCGUUUGCCGUUCUUGAUGAAGCAGAUGAGAUGCUUAGUAUGGGUUUUGCACAGGACGUCGAGACGAUAUUUGAGACGCUGCCGCCUGAGAAUGAACGUCAGGUGAUCUUGUUUUCAGCGACAGUGCCACGGUGGGUGAAGAACCUUGCCUCCCAGUUCCAGAAGAAGGACGUUGUGACGUUUGAUGCUGUUACAUCCGGCUCUAUGGCGUCAACGACAGUGCGUCACUGCGCCGUGCGCGUGCCAGAGCGAGAUGAGGCACGAGCGGGACUGCUGGCGGAUGUGAUUGCAGUGCAUAGCCAGGGAAGGUGUGAGGACACAAUCAAGCGUGGACCGAGUCGUGCGAUCGUUUUCACGGAGACCAAACGUGAGGCGGACGAGCUCGCUACGUCUGGGUCACUGGAUGGAUGUGGAGCGGCAGUUUUACACGGAGAUGUCUCACAAAAGCAGAGAGAAGUGACGCUGAGCCAGUUUAGGCAGGGACAGUUUCAGGUGCUGGUGGCGACAGACGUGGCGGCUCGUGGGCUGGAUAUCUCCGGUGUGGACGUUGUGAUUCAGUAUCGCGUCCCGAAUGAUGCGGAAAGCUACAUUCAUCGUGCGGGGCGUACCGGGCGUGCUGGGAAGUCUGGGACUGCUGUAGUGAUGUACUCCGACCGUGAAAGUCGUAACCUUCGCAAUCUCGAGCGCGAAUGCAGGAUCCGGUUUGACAUGGAAGUGGCGCCAGCUCCGGAAACGGCAUUGGAAGCGGCCGUGAACGUUGCGCUCGACAACAUAUCUGGAGUAGAUGAGCGCGUGAUCAAGCAUCUACUGCCUCGAGCAGAAGAAAUGCUUGCAUCUGGCGCUGAGGAUACGGCGGAGAAGCUGGCGGCGAUUCUGGCGAUUGCUGGGCGACGGACUCGACUCGAAGACCGAAGCAUCCUAAGUGGGGAGAAGGGUAUGCGGACUGUUGUGGUGUCUGGGGAACGGGAAAUCUCGCCUGGGUUGGCGAUGAGGUUCAUCUCGGACCUAGCGCGAGCGGCGGAGACGGAGAGCCGUGUGGGCCUGAUCCGGAUGUGCAGGGAUGGAAGCGCGGUGGUUGACGUAAUUUCCGACGCGGCACUAGGGCUGGUGGGAGCGAGUGAGAAACUCGGGGAGGAUGCGGAGAUUAAGUUGCGUGUGGCGUCCGGGGUGCCGCAGUUGAAGGAGAUUGAGAGAAGGGGCGGUGGAAGGUUUGACCGAAGGGGUGGCGGUGGCCGGUCCGGCGGAGGCGGCGGGCGGUAUGAUCGAAACGGCGGUGCUAGAAGAGGGUCUUACAGGAGUGACAGUCGUGACAGUCGUGGUGGUGGAGGUGGAGGUGGAUAUGGAAGGAGAGACGGCGGUGGAGGUGGAUAUCAGCGACGAGAGAGCGGGUAUGGAAGAAGAGAUGGCGGGUAUAGUGGCGGCAGGAGGGAUAGUGGAGGGUACGGGGGAGGGCAGGGAGGAGGAGGGUAUAGUGGCGGUGGCGGCGGCGGUGGGUACCAGGGGCGGGGCAGAAAUUCUGGGGGCGCGAGGAGAAGCGCCGACUUUUUGAGCGACGACUUCUAG
This is a messenger RNA of Chondrus crispus (carragheen), 2031 nucleotides long. Its product is annotated as DEAD (Asp-Glu-Ala-Asp) box polypeptide 21-like, putative. The record is from RefSeq and is a predicted model, not a curated record. Gene Ontology annotation, molecular function: RNA binding; ATP binding; RNA helicase activity. Lineage: Eukaryota; Rhodophyta; Florideophyceae; Gigartinales; Gigartinaceae. Bases 1 to 2031 code for a protein of 676 amino acids. The transcript has a single exon.